Molecule: messenger RNA, 2478 nt
Organism: Kluyveromyces lactis
Lineage: Eukaryota; Fungi; Ascomycota; Saccharomycetes; Saccharomycetales; Saccharomycetaceae
Gene: FZO1
Product: mitofusin
Exons: 1
Coding region: 1-2478 (825 amino acids)
Biological process (GO): mitochondrial fusion
Cellular component (GO): mitochondrial outer membrane
Molecular function (GO): GTPase activity; GTP binding
Source: RefSeq, a predicted model, not a curated record
AUGUCACAGAAGGAAAUAUCGCAGAAUUCUAAUAGAAGAAGCUCUAAAUAUGAAGAUGAGUUGAGCAACGAUGCCCCGUUUGAAAUUUCAUCACAUCAGUUGGAGUCAAGUACAACUUUAACAGAUGUUCAAAUGAGUAACCUUCUACAAAGGCAUUCUUCUCAUCGUCGUGAUAGGUCGAGAGAUCAUAUGUUUUAUUCUCAUUUGACACAACAAUCAUACUCUCUCAACAGAAACAGUCUUCUCGAUUCCAUUACCGUGGUCAGGCCUUUGAUCAACGAUUUGAUCACUGAAAAUAAUCAAAGAGCCAUCUAUAUUCCAGAGCAUUCUGAAUCUUUGGACGUAUUGGAACUUAAAGUCAAACUAGAUGGUAGGGAGAAUAUGCAACUUGAUAAGAGUGCUUUGGCGCAGUUAUUCAAAACACAAGCGUUAUCUGCGAUUGACCAUUUGAUUAAUUUACAAACUCGUGUACAGGAUACUUCUUCAAAAGUUUUCAUAACAGGCGAUUUGAACUCAGGAAAAUCUACGUUAUGUAACGCAUUUUUGAGAAAGAAGGUUUUGCCUGAGGAUCAAUUGCCUUGUACCAAUGUAUUCUGUGAAAUUUUAGAAGCGAGAGAGAACGGAAAUAUGGAAAGAGUCCAUGCCAUUCCCAAGACCGUGGCAACUAACGUUAAGGAUGCAUCCGUAUUAUACGACAUGAGAGACAGAUCGACUUAUGAAGAUUAUACUCUCGAUAAGCUAGAUCAAUUGGUUUAUGAUAAUGAUCACUAUAUCUUGUUGAAGAUAUAUAUUAAAGAUGAUAAAAGGCCGGUUGACUCUAGUUUGUUGAGAAACGGAACUGCAGAUAUAUCUCUUAUUGACUCUCCUGGGCUUAAUAUGGAUUCAGUGAAAACAACUGAAGUGAUGUCUAGGCAAGAAGAGAUUGAUCUUGUAGUAUUUGUCGUCAAUGCCGAAAAUCAAUUAACAUUAUCUGCUAGAGAAUUCAUUACUAUGGCUUCAAGGGAGAAGAAAUUAAUGUUCUUCGUGAUCAACAAGUUUGAUCAUAUCAAGGACAAAGACAGAUGCAAGAAGCUGAUUCUAGAUCAGAUCAAGGAAAUUUCUCCAGAAACUUAUAAGCAGAAUAGUGAAUUUGUACACUUUGUUACCAGUCAUGGUAAAAUACCCCAUGAAGGCGAAAAUCGCCCUGAUGGAGGAGAUGACCCAAAUGGAGACAUGCCAAACCCUCCAAAAGAAGAUCCUGAUUUCGAUAAAUUAGAGGACAAUUUGCGUAAUUUCGUCUUCAAGAAAAGAUCACUCUCGAAACUUUUACCAGCAAAAACUUAUCUAAUAAAGCUAUUGAAGGAUCUUGAAAGGAUAUCACAAUGUAAUCUUGAAAAAUAUAAAGAGGAAGACUAUCAUUUGAAUGCCCUUCUAAUUGAUUUGCAACCGGAACUCCACGAUGUUACCAAUCGCUGUUCUGAGCUUAUCGAAUCAAUUGAUAAAAUUUGCGAAUUUACCACAAAGGAAGUAUAUGGAUACACAAAAAUGCAAAUUAACAAAGCGUUAAUACUAAAGCCUGCUGAAUUCCCUCCAUAUUCUGGUCUUUCUGGCAUUUAUGACUAUGUUCAACGAGUUAGAACUUUCAUCGUGGACCAAAUUUUAGCCAGCGUACAAGUCAGUGAAGCAUAUGCUAAGAACAGCGCAGAACAAUCAGUUUCUCAAAUAAACGCAUUAGCGAAGGAACAACUAGGUGAUGAAUUUAUGGCGGGCAAGGUUUUCAAGAGUGGUUUGAUGUUCACCAAGAAAAAGCAUAAUUUAAGCAAAAAAUUGAAUAUUCCAUUAGAAUUGCAUAACUUUUUGGAUCCAUCUGUUGAAGGAUUUAUCUCUUACCUAUCCUGGGGUCUCGUUAAACCAACACCGAAAAUUACUAACGAAGAGAAUACUUUGACUACCAAAAGCUCAUGGUCGCAAUCCCUUGCAUUAACAUCAUAUUCUGUUUCACAGUAUUGGACCAACCCAUCGUUAAUCUUUACUUCAAAGAUCCCAACAUUACUGGUCUAUUCCUUUGGGGGUUCUAAAAUGAUAACAAAUAUCGUGCUUCAUGGCUCAAGGUUUUUCUCUUUAGAAUCCUUGAAAAAAUUGUCUGGAUCGUUGAUACUGCUAGGGGGAGUCUUAGGAAUAGCCUAUUUAAUUCACGACUUACCAAGAGCGCUACCGAUGAAGUUAUCCUUGAAAUAUAAGCUACGAUUACAAGAAAUCGAUUAUGCGCAUAAUAACGCUGACCGUAUCUCGAAAGAAGUAUCACAGGUGUUCAAAUACCCAACCAGAGAAGUGGUAAAAGCGUGUGAGUUAAUUGUUGAUAAAAAGACUUCCCAAAAGAAAGAAGUAGAAUGCAAAGUAAGGGAUAACGCAAUGAGUAUUGAAUUUUUCCAGGCGUUAUUAUCCAAGUCACAGAAACAGAGAGGUACUGUGGAAUCGAUCAAUUUGGAAGUAGAUUGA